AUGCUGGCCCCCCUCGCGUGGGCAGAGGAACCAUCGGGCGUGUUCUCUGAGGUUGGGGAAGUCGCAGGCGGUGUCGAUACGCCCGGUGCUGCGGCGGGCGUCGUCGACGGCGCUGGCGACUCCCCGGAAGGCGCCGGCGACUCACUGGAAGGCGCCGGUGCGGGGGUCGUCGCCGUCGGCGGCGCCGCGGGGGCAGUAACCGGCGUCGGAGAUGCCACCGGGGCUGGCGAGGCGGCGGCAGGAGGGGGGCUCACGGCCGGCGGCGGGGAGGAUGCUGGUGAGGGGGACGACGCUGGUGGCGGGGACGAGACCGGCGGCGGGGACGACACUGGUGGCGGGGAGGAAGCUGGUGGCGGAGAAGAUGCUGGUGACGGGGUGGCGACGGGCGGAGGUGGGGAGGCAGCAGGAGGUGGCGGGGAGGCUGUCGGUGGCGGAGUGGAGGCCGGAGGCGGCGGUGUGGCGGUGGGCGCUGCGGCCGGAGACUGGGCAACGGAGGUGGCCACCAGAGCCAGGCAGAGAACGAGGGAGAGGGCCACGCGGGUCGGAGCCAUUGCCUCGCGCGGGGGAAGAAGGCCUGCUGUGGGCGAUUAUUCCCCCGGGAGAUGGAGAUAUAGAGUGCUGCAGUCGAUAGGUGAGUCUAUGGAUGAAGAGUACAGAGGGAAGCCAGCGUAA
Messenger RNA from Spirodela intermedia, 672 nucleotides. Lineage: Eukaryota; Viridiplantae; Streptophyta; Magnoliopsida; Alismatales; Araceae. The record is from the annotation of a GenBank genome assembly.